AUGUAUUCAAAACAAUUAAGUCUUGGAACAAAAAGAAGGAGAGUACAAUCAGAAAUUGACUUCAUUUAUAAACAUAAACCAAGUUGUUCCAAAUCAAGUUCUGAAUCAUCUAAUAAUAGUAUUGAAUUAAAUAAUGAAGUAUUAGAUAAUAUUGAAUAUCUCCCAGAACUAGGUCAAACUAUUAUCCUAGAAAAUUCCGAUCCAUCUGUACGAUUUACUAAUAUAUCCAAUAAGCACUUUUCAAGUAAUGAUGGUGUAUGUCUUGAAGAAAAUAUAAAUGAUCGUAAUAAUAUAACUGAUUUUACAUUAACUCAAAAUUUAGCAAACUGGGCUGUGAAGUGCAAUGUCCCUUUAAAUACUGUGAGUUCAUUACUAGGUGUAUUAAAACCAUAUGAAGGUAUUCGUAUGCCAUUUAUUCCUAAAGAUGGCCGUACACUUUUAAAUACUGUCAACAUUUCAUCUUCACAAUUUGAAAAACAAGAUAUUAAUGUGCAACUAGGUUCACCUCAUUCAGACGUAUCAAGUGUGUUAUAUGAUGCCAGUCAAAGAUUGAUUGAACCAAAACAAACCAUGUCUGCUCCUGUGGUUGAUGUCAUAAAUAAUAAGAAUAAUGCAGCAAUUACUACUAUAUUAGAAACUCAGAACAAAAUGUUAAGGAUAGUUAUGGAUAUGAAACACAGCAUACAUAAUUUAUCUUUAAAACUUAAUAUUAUUGAAAAUAAUCAAAUGGAAAUAAGUAACAAUUCUAAAAACAACAUGAUGCCAGUUUCUUAUGUUUCUGAAUUAACAACUUAUAAUUUUCCUAUAAAAACUGAAGAAGAACUUCAAGAAUUUGAGCUUAAAUUAACUGAAUUACCUUAUAAACUGAGACUAGUUAAUGAAUUAACAAUACUUGCGAGAGAUACUGUCAAUAAUACUCUAAGACGAAUGUUAUCAAAACUAUUCCACAACACAUUAUUAUCUACAUAUUCUUAUAUUGGAAAAAACAAAAAGAAACCAUUCCAAAGUUUAAAUGCGAAUAAAGUUAUUUUUGAAUCAAUUCGAAAAAUUACAAAAUUUGAAAAAGCAACUGAUUUUGAAAUUGAAACUCCAAUUAAACAUUACCUAGCUGGAGCGAAAUUUCGUGAACAAGGUAAAAAGAAUUCAAUAUAA
Molecule: messenger RNA, 1152 nt
Organism: Macrosiphum euphorbiae (potato aphid)
Lineage: Eukaryota; Metazoa; Arthropoda; Insecta; Hemiptera; Aphididae
Source: the annotation of a GenBank genome assembly